GAGCGCUUCAUGUUCGUUUGACUCUUUCAGCUGGAAUCAAACUCCGCAGCCAUGUUCUGCUGUUUAAAGCUGCUGCCAGCCUCGCUGCAGGUCUGCAUGGGGAUGUGUCUUCGCCAGGACAUCACCGAGGAGAGCAAGAAGGCGAAACUCCAGAGCAUUAAAAUAGAACAAGACCUCAGUGAACAGGCCAGGACUGAGCAGAAUGUGAUCAAAAUCCUCAUGCUUGGGGUUGCAGAGAGUGGAAAGAGCACACUGAUCAAGCAGAUUAAGAUUAUCCACAGUCAUGGUUUCUCCAAACAGGAGCUGAUUAGUUUCAAGCCUGCAGUUCUCGAUAACAUUUUUACCUCUAUGAAGAUUGUUCUACGCGGUAUGGGGAUGCUCAGGGUAAACCUGGCCAACAUGAAAAAUAAGCUGCAUGCCAGCUGCAUCCUGUCCUGCAGCCAGUGUGUGGGGGGCGACCAGGAGCUGCUUCCCUUCGUCGCUCACGCUCUGGGCGCGCUGUGGGCCGACAGAGGGGUGCGAGCGGCCGCGGCCCGGGGCUACGAGUUCCAUCUGAACGACUCCGCUCUCUAUUUCUUUGAGAACAUGAGUCGAAUCAUCCGACCCCACUACAUCCCCACCGAGGCGGAUGUUCUGCGAGUCCGUGUGAGGACCUGCGGAAUCAUCGAGACGCAGUUUCAAGUUAAUGGCAUGACGUUUCGUGUGUUUGACGUCGGAGGCCAGCGGAGCGAGAGGCGGAAGUGGCUGAGCUGCUUCGAUAACAUCCAGUCUGUGUUGUUCGUCGUGGCUCUCAGCAGCUUUGACAUGACUCUGCUGGAAGAUCCUUCAGUGAAUCGGUUGCAGGAAAGUGUUGAGCUUUUUUCCUCGAUCUGCACCAACCCGGUCUUCGAGAAAACCUCAGUGAUUUUGUUCAUGAACAAAACGGACCUUUUCCAGAGGAAGAUCUUGCAUCUGGGAAGACACUUGAGGUUUUACUUUCCAAGCUAUAAAGGCGCUGAUGGAGACGUGUCGGCUGCAGCCCUCCACAUCACCGCCAUGUUCGCAGCGUGUCGAGACGACUCCAGCAAGCCCGUGUACCACCACUUCACCACCGCCACGGACACCGCCAGCAUGCAGGACGUCUUCCACAUGACCGUCGAUCAGAUUAUCAGGGAGAACCUGGCCGCUGUCCAGCUGCUGUAG
This is a messenger RNA of Salarias fasciatus (jewelled blenny), 1182 nucleotides long. Its product is annotated as guanine nucleotide-binding protein G(o) subunit alpha-like. Gene Ontology annotation, biological process: adenylate cyclase-modulating G protein-coupled receptor signaling pathway; Rho protein signal transduction. Gene Ontology annotation, cellular component: heterotrimeric G-protein complex; cytoplasm. Lineage: Eukaryota; Metazoa; Chordata; Actinopteri; Blenniiformes; Blenniidae. Bases 52 to 1182 code for a protein of 376 amino acids. The record is from RefSeq and is a predicted model, not a curated record. Gene Ontology annotation, molecular function: GTPase activity; G-protein beta/gamma-subunit complex binding; G protein-coupled receptor binding. The transcript is spliced from 10 exons.